AUGGCGGCGGCGAGCCGGCUGCCGGACUCUUGGGUGCUGCUGGCCCUGCUGCUUGGGAGGCUCGCGCUGCUGGGAGUCGGGCCGGUCCCGGCGCGGGCGCUGCACAACGUCACGGCCGAGCUCUUUGGGGCCGAGGCCUGGGGCACCCUGGCGGCCUUCGGAGACCUCAACUCUGACAAGCAGACGGACCUCUUCGUGCUGCGGGAAAGAAAUGACUUAAUCGUCUUUUUGGCAGACCAGAAUGCACCCUAUUUUAAACCCAAAGUAAAUGUAUCAUUGAAUAAUUACAGUACAUUGAUAACCAGUGUAGUCCCAGGGGAUUAUGAUGGAGAUUCACAAAUGGAUGUCCUUCUGACGUAUCUUCCCAAAAAUCAUGCCAAUGGUGAAUUAGGAGCUGUUAUCUUCUGGGGACAGAAUCAAACAUUAGAUCCUAGCAAUAUGACCAUACUCAAUAGGACUUUUCAAGAUGAACCACUAAUUAUGGACUUCAAUGGUGACUUAAUUCCUGAUAUAUUUGGUAUCACAAAUGAAUCCAGCCAACCACAGAUAUUAUUAGGAAAAAAUUUAUCAUGGCAUCCUGCAUUGACCACUAAAAAUAAAAUGCGAAUUCCACAUUCUCAUGCUUUCAUUGAUCUGACUGAAGAUUUCACAGCAGAUUUAUUCCUCACGACAUUGUCUGCUUCUAGUGCCUUCCAGUUUGAGAUAUGGGAAAAUUUGGAUGGAAAUUUCUCUCUCAGUACUGUUCUUGAAAAACCUCAAAAUAUGAUGGUGGUGGGACAGUCAGCAUUUGCCGACUUUGAUGGAGAUGGAAACAUGGAUCACUUACUGCCAGGCUGUGAAGACAAAAACUGCCAGAAAAGUGUCAUUUACUUAGCAAGAUCUGGAGCAAAGCAGUGGACUCCUGUCCUACGGGAUUUUAGCAGUAAGGGUACCCUCUGGGGCUUUGUGCCAUAUGUGCAUGAACAGCAACCAACUGAAAUACCAAUUCCAAUUACCCUUCAUAUUGGAGAUUACAACAUGGAUGGCUACCCAGAUGCUCUCGCCAUACUGAAGAAUACAUCUGGAAGCAAUCAGCAGGCCUUUUUACUGGAGAAUGUCCCUUGUAAUAAUGCAAGCUGUGAGGGGGCACAUCGUAUGUUUAAAGUCUACUGGGAGCUGAUGGACCUAAACCAAAUCAGAGAUGCAGUGGUUGCCACCUUCUUUGACAUUUACGAAGAUGGAAUCUUGGACAUUGUAGUACUAAGCAAAGGGUAUACAAAGAGUGAUUUUGCCAUCCAUACCCUAAAAAAUAACUUUGAAGCAGAUGCUUAUUUUGUCAAAGUCAUUGUUCUUAGUGGUCUCUGUUCUAAUGACUGUCCUCGUAAGAUAACACCCUUUGGAGUAAAUCAACCUGGACCUUACAUCAUGUAUACAACUGUAGAUGCAAAUGGAUAUCUCAAAAAUGGUUCAGCUGGACAACUUAGCCAGUCGGCGCAUUUAGCUCUCCAACUGCCAUAUAAUGUACUUGGCUUAGGUCGAAGUGCCAAUUUUCUUGAUCAUCUUUAUGUUGGUAUUCCACGUCCAUCUGGAGAGAAGUCUGUACGAAAACAAGAAUGGACUGCAAUCAUUCCAAAUUCUCAGCUAAUUGUCAUUCCAUAUCCUCCCAAUGUUCCUCGAAGCUGGAGUGCCAAACUGUAUCUUACACCAAGUAACAUCGUUCUACUUACUGCUAUAGCUCUCAUUGGUGUCUGUGUUUUCAUCUUGGCAAUAAUCGGCAUUUUGCAUUGGCAGGAAAAGAAAGCAGAUGAUAGAGAAAAACGACAAGAAGCUCAUCGAUUUCAUUUUGAUGCUAUGUGA
This is a messenger RNA of Rangifer tarandus platyrhynchus (Svalbard reindeer), 1836 nucleotides long. Lineage: Eukaryota; Metazoa; Chordata; Mammalia; Artiodactyla; Cervidae. The record is from the annotation of a GenBank genome assembly.